AUGGACUCCAGCGCGGGGGAAUAUGGCAUGGCUCGUCUUGGAUUGUUUUUGGUUUUGACCGCGCUGUGGAGAUUCAGCGAUGCUUGCCCCGCAUCCUGCACUUGCAGCAUCUCGAGGAUUGUUUGUAUUGAUUCUGUACCAGGGAUCGAGGAUUUCCCUGUCCUCACGUUAGAUGACAUGGAAAACAUCACCGAGAUUUACAUUUCGAAUCAAAACCGACUGUUCGACAUCAACGACAACAGUUUGAGGCACUACAUCAACCUCAGAAACCUAACAGUGAUGAAGACAAGACUGACGUCGAUAUCAUCAGAUGCAUUUUACAACAACACAAGACUCCAAUAUGUAAAUCUCCGAGACAAUAACCUAUCAACACUGUCAUGGAGAAUAUUCCAGAGCUUUAACACAACAUCCCCGCUCCUGCUGUCCGGUAACCCUCUGGAUUGUGUUUGUGAGAACUUGUGGAUCAAACUGCGGCUCCUCGAAGAAACGGACAGUCCAGAUCUGACAUGCAUAGACGACCGAGGAGCGCCGAGAGCCUUCGCUACGCUCACUCCACCCGACUGUGUGAUUCCCAAAGUAGAGGUCACCCCGAAAACCGUGACGAUGAUGCAGGGGAGUAAUGUCAAAGCUGUGUGCAGCGCCUCGGGCUCCCCUCCUCCUGAGAUCCUGUGGAACCUCGAUUGGCUCUCCACCGACCACGAGAUUGAUCCUUCGGAUACGGAGAGCAGCAUCACCCUGACGGACCUGUCUCCUGACGACAACGACAGGGUGAUCACAUGCAGCGCCGAGAACAUGGUCGGUCAGAGCGAGGCGGCCCUGCAGCUCAACGUCCUCUUUGCCCCCACCGUCCAGCAGCUGCUGGAGCCGGAGCGGGACCACCACUGGUGCAUCCCUUUCAGCGUGACGGGCAACCCCAAGCCCGAGCUGCAGUGGUACCAAGAGAACGUGGCGCUCCUGGAGCACGAGUACAUGCGCACCAGGAUCCACCAGUCCACCAAGAGCGUGUACCACGGCUGCCUGCAGCUGGUCAACCCCACGCACAUCAACAACGGCAUCUACAGGCUGGUGGCCAAGAAUAAGUACGGCCAGGACGAGAAGAAGGUCUCGGCCCGGUUCAUCGACCUGCCGUACAUCAACCACACAGGUGUCUUUUUAGAAAAUUCUCCACUGCCUCCGCUGGAUGACAGUGUUGCAGUGUAUGUUGUCGUGGGAAUAGCAGGUGUGGCCUUGACGGGCUGCGUCCUGAUGGUCAUCAUCCUGAAAUAUGGAAGAAACUCCAAGUUUGGUAUUAAAGGCUCCUCCUCAGUCAUCAGUAAUGACGAUGACUCCGCCAGCCCUCUUCAUCACGUCUCCAAUGGCAACAACACCCCGUCGUCCUCGGAGAUGGGUCCAGACGCGGUGAUCAUCGGGAUGACAAAGAUUCCCGUCAUCGAGAACCCUCAGUACUUCCGUAACUCCGGCAGCAUGCUGAAAUCUGACACGUUUGUCCAGCACAUCAAGAGACACAACAUCGUGCUGAAGCGGGAGCUGGGCGAGGGCGCCUUCGGGAAGGUGUUCCUCGCCGAGUGCUACAACCUGAUGCCGGACCAGGAGAAGCUCCACGUGGCCGUCAAGACUCUGAAAGAGGCCAACGAGAGCGGCCGGGCGGACUUCUACCGCGAGGCCGAGCUGCUCACCAACCUGCAGCACGAUCACAUCGUCACGUUCUACGGCGUGUGCGUGGACAGCGACCCGUUCAUCAUGGUGUUCGAAUACAUGAAACACGGCGACCUGAACAAGUUCCUCAGGUCCCACGGUCCUGAUGCGGUGCUCAUGUCAGACGGCCAGCACAGCAUCCUGGCGGAGCUCACCCAGUCCCAGAUGCUGCACAUCGCCCAACAGAUUGCAGCCGGCAUGGUCUACCUGGCCUCUCAGCACUUCGUCCACAGAGACCUGGCAACCAGGAACUGCCUGGUGGGAGAGAACCUGCUGGUCAAGAUCGGAGACUUCGGCAUGUCCAGAGAUGUUUACAGCACAGACUACUACAGAGUGGGCGGUCAUACGAUGCUGCCGAUCCGCUGGAUGCCUCCAGAGAGCAUCAUGUACCGGCGGUUCACCACAGAGAGUGACGUGUGGAGCCUCGGCGUGGUGCUGUGGGAGAUCUUCACCUACGGCAAGCAGCCGUGGUACCAGCUGUCCAACAAUGAGGUGAUCGAGUGCAUCACCCAGGGCCGCGUGCUGCAGAGGCCCCGCUCCUGUCUCAAAGAGGUGUACGACCUGAUGCUGGGCUGCUGGCAGCGGGAGCCCUACAUGAGGCUGAACAUCAAGGAGAUCCACAGCAUGCUGCAGAGCCUGGCCAAGGCCUCCCCCGUGUACCUGGACAUACUGGGCUGAGGCACCGCUGCUCUUAAGUGACGGAGGCGUGUUUUCAUCAAUGGAAACCAGAAGGCAGACGCAGAGAUGAAUGAGAACACCGGUAAUCAGAAAUACUGACCCGCGGGCUCCUCGGUCCACUUUCACCGCAUCACACCAUCUCCUGUGUUCCAUUUAAAAGGGAAUGAAAGGGGGAAUAACACGUCUCCGUAACGGACAGGACUUUGUAGAUAGAGCUUUUCUCUUCUUUCCACACACAGAGCAACUUAUUCUGCAGGAAGAUGACAAAAACAAAGAAAAAAUACUCGUCAAAUUACAGCGGAAGCUUUUUUCUUUUAUAUUUCACAGGCUAUUUCAUUACGUGUAGAUUUGUAGAAAACUUUUGUGUAUUAUCAGAAACCCGUAUAGAGACCUGAGUCUGUUAUAUUUAUAACUGACUCAAGCCCUUUGGAGGAUCUCCUCACGUAACAUCAGCUUUGAGGUGGUGAAACACAAGGGCAUACUGCAUUCUACACCAUUAUUUUUGUAAUAAUGCCAUCCCAGUUUGUCCUAUUUUCUGUAAAUAUCUAAACACCAGGCCAUCUAUAUUUACAAAUCGGUGUUUCAAACGUUGUUGGAGUGCUCUGCUACAUUUCACGACCUUUAUCAUUUGGUGUAUCUAAAGCACAGAGAAUAAAGGACUCGGCGCUGUUGAGCUAGAA
Pseudoliparis swirei is the source of this 3053-nucleotide messenger RNA. RefSeq names its product neurotrophic tyrosine kinase, receptor, type 2b (gene ntrk2b). Gene Ontology annotation, biological process: cellular response to brain-derived neurotrophic factor stimulus; regulation of phosphatidylinositol 3-kinase/protein kinase B signal transduction; protein phosphorylation. The transcript is spliced from 17 exons. Gene Ontology annotation, cellular component: plasma membrane; axon; signaling receptor complex. NCBI's taxonomy places the organism in Eukaryota, Metazoa, Chordata, Actinopteri, Perciformes, Liparidae. Gene Ontology annotation, molecular function: ATP binding; brain-derived neurotrophic factor binding; brain-derived neurotrophic factor receptor activity. Bases 1 to 2373 code for a protein of 790 amino acids. The record is from RefSeq and is a predicted model, not a curated record.